Messenger RNA from Myotis daubentonii (Daubenton's bat), 2485 nucleotides. RefSeq names its product solute carrier family 5 member 12 (gene SLC5A12). The record is from RefSeq and is a predicted model, not a curated record. Gene Ontology annotation, cellular component: membrane; extracellular exosome. NCBI's taxonomy places the organism in Eukaryota, Metazoa, Chordata, Mammalia, Chiroptera, Vespertilionidae. Gene Ontology annotation, biological process: transmembrane transport; sodium ion transport. Gene Ontology annotation, molecular function: symporter activity; lactate transmembrane transporter activity.
CCACCUCCCACUUGGUUAUUAAUUUCAGAACAUAUCUGAAUUCUUUCUCUGUGGCAUAUGCUUGAGUAGAGGAACAGACAGCUCCUGGUCAGGGGCAGAUUUCAAGUUCUCAUCUGUUGGUAUCAGAUUCCUCUCUGUCCUCAACCUUAGAGAUCUUCCCUGAGUACCGCUUGGUGUCUGAAGAUCCACAAAGGUGUCUCUGGUCAUCGCUCUCUUCACCGAAUUAGUCUGCUCUCUCAGCAAAGCAUCUGCUGUACUGAGCUUUGCUUCUGGAAGCAACUUUUCCCUGAGACCUGGUUGACAGCAAUUCUCUGGUGUUAAACUUCCCGGCAUGGAGGUGAAGAACUUCACGGUUUGGGAUUAUGUCGUAUUUGCAGCCCUCUUUAUCAUUUCUUCUGGAAUCGGGGUGUUCUUUGCUAUUAAGGAGAGAAAGAAGGCGACUUCAAGGGAGUUCCUGGUUGGGGGGAGACAAAUGAGCUGUGGUCCCGUGGCGUUGUCUCUGACAGCCAGCUUCAUGUCAGCUGUCACUGUCCUGGGGGCCCCUUCCGAGGUCUACCGCUUUGGGGCCUCCUUCACACUCUUCUUCAUUGCGUAUACUUUUGUCAUCAUCUUCACAUCCGAGCUCUUUCUGCCUGUGUUCUACAGAUCUGGCAUCACCAGCACUUAUGAGUACUUACAACUACGAUUCAACAAAGGAGUUCGCUAUGCUGCAACAGUCAUCUACAUUGUGCAGACGAUUCUCUAUACGGGAGUGGUUGUGUAUGCUCCUGCUCUGGCGCUCAAUCAAGUGACUGGGUUUGAUCUCUGGGGCUCUGUGUUUGCAACAGGAAUUGUUUGCACAUUCUACUGCACUCUGGGAGGAUUGAAGGCAGUGGUGUGGACAGAUGCAUUCCAGAUGGUGGUCAUGAUUGUGGGCUUCUUAACAGUCCUCAUUCAAGGAUCGGCUCAAGCUGGUGGAUUUUACAAAGUAUUAGAGUUAUCAACAAAUGGAUCUCGACUACACAUAAUUGACUUUGAUGUCGAUCCUCUCAGGCGGCACACUUUUUGGACCAUCUCCGUGGGAGGAACUUUUACGUGGCUCGGGAUCUACGGAGUUAAUCAGUCAACCAUCCAGCGAUGCAUUUCUUGCAAAACAGAGAAGCAUGCCAAGCUAGCCUUGUACUUCAACCUGGUGGGUCUCUGGAUUAUUCUGGUGUGUGCUGUCUUCUCUGGCUUGAUCAUGUACUCCUACUUCAAAGACUGCGACCCUUGGACUUCUGGCAUUAUCUCAGCGCCGGACCAGCUGAUGCCGUACUUUGUCAUGGAGAUAUUUGCCACGAUGCCUGGGCUACCAGGACUUUUUGUGGCUUGUGCCUUCAGUGGAACUCUGAGCACCGUGGCUGCCAGCAUCAAUGCCUUAGCAACAGUGACCUUUGAGGAUUUUGUCAAGAGCUGUUUUCCCCAUCUCUCCGACAAGCUGAGUACCUGGAUCAGUAAAGGCUUAUGUAUCUUAUUUGGCGUGAUGUGUACCUCCAUGGCUGUGGCUGCGUCCUUCAUGGGUAGCGUUGUGCAGGCUGCGCUCAGCAUCCACGGCAUGUGUGGGGGGCCAAUGCUGGGCUUGUUCACCUUGGGAAUCGUGUUUCCUUUUGUGAACUGGAAGGGUGCACUAGGCGGCCUUCUGACUGGAAUCGCGUUGGCAUUUUGGGUGGCCAUUGGGGCCUUCAUUUAUCCUGCACCAGCCUCCAAGACAUGGCCCUUGCCUUUGUCGACAAACCAGUGUGUCCCAUCAAAUGUGACGGAGUUAGUGCCUCCAGCGCUAUCCAGCAGGCCUGCGAUCGCUGACUCCUGGUAUUCGAUCUCCUACCUUUACUACAGUGCAGUGGGCUGCCUGGGAUGCAUUGCUGCUGGAGUAAUCAUCAGCUUCCUCACAGGACACCAGAGUGGCAAAGAUAUUCAGCCAAUGCUAAUCAGACCCGUCUGCAAUCUAUUUUGCUUUUGGUCUAAGGAAUAUAAAACACUGUGCUGGUGUGGAGUACAGCAUGACCGUGGGUCAGAGCAGGAAACGCUUGAGAAUGGCAGUACCUGGAAACAAGGAACUGAAUCUGUCUUACAGAAUGGACUCAGGAGAGAAAGCCUGGUCCACAGUCCAGGCUACGAUCCCAAGGACAAAAGCUACGACAAUGUGGCAUUUGAGAAGAUUACCCAUUUCUAAGGCAACACGUGCAUGCGUGUGCACACAAACACACACAUACACACACGUAGACCUACACAGUCCACAUACUUCUUGCUUAUUGGUUAGUAGACUUGUGUAGUUGCCAUUGCUAGAAGACAAGGAUGUCUAAUGUCUAUUUAUAACUUAUUUAUAACCUCAAAUAAAAUGACUGUUUCCCAGGCUAUUCUUUGGAUAUCAAACUUUCAGGUGAGAAAAACAACCAAGCCUUAAGUGCUCUGGCAAUGGACAUCCUUCUUGAAUAAAUUAAGACUGGAUUUCAUCAUAGAACAAGAA